Bactrocera dorsalis (oriental fruit fly) is the source of this 808-nucleotide messenger RNA. RefSeq lists its product as uncharacterized. The record is from RefSeq and is a predicted model, not a curated record. Lineage: Eukaryota; Metazoa; Arthropoda; Insecta; Diptera; Tephritidae. The transcript has 3 exons. Bases 339 to 683 code for a protein of 114 amino acids.
AGUUAUUUUCCAGAGCUUUUGGAGACACGGCUGCCAGCGAUAUUGGCACGCUCGAUGAGAAAAAGUGCAGCAACGCGCGCAAAGGCUGCUGCGACAAUUUACAUAUCACCUUCGAUGAGGUAACCGCGAAAUGCGUGCUAUUACACGAGGACCAAAUUCCGGCAGAGGACGAUAAAAGCCCCACUAAAUUGAUUGGCUUUUUAUCAGUAAAUAAUUGUUCAAAUUUUUUCAAGAAACAAUUAAAUACUUAUUUAUUUUCCUCUGUGCUGGCAUAGUGUUUAGUGGAGUGCAUUUAUAAAAGCCGCAAUUAUUUGACCAAAGACAGCGAGGAUAUUGAUAUGCAAGCAGUGAAGGAGGAUGUCGCGGUUACGUAUGCGGAUCGUCCCAAAGAGCAGCAAUAUUAUAUUGAAAUGUACGAUUAUUGUCGCAAAGAUGCUGCAAAGACUUACGGCAAGCUUAAGGGUAACCCCGCCAGCAAGAUUCUCUUUAAGAAAGCCUGCAAACCUUAUUACACAUUCGUCUAUUUAUGCCAAGCUGAGUAUCAUAGGAAGACAACGUGCCCAUACUUUAUGUGGGAGGGUGACGAAAAAACAACAGCAAAGCAAGAAUGUAAAUCAGCAAAGGAACAAUGUUAUAAGAUCGAUGGUUUAACUCCACCGGAGGAAUAUGAGUUCGACUCUUAAUUCGGUAGUGGUUUUUCCAUGCUCUCCUCAUAUGCCAAUUAAAGAAAAUAUAUAUUGUUACGUUUUAAAAACGCUUACCAUAUUUAAGACAAAAAUUAUUGUUGCUCUCAUAAAAAUUCCAAUAA